Messenger RNA from Meira miltonrushii, 1556 nucleotides. RefSeq lists its product as uncharacterized. Bases 72 to 1484 code for a protein of 470 amino acids. The transcript is spliced from 3 exons. The record is from RefSeq and is a predicted model, not a curated record. Lineage: Eukaryota; Fungi; Basidiomycota; Exobasidiomycetes; Exobasidiales; Brachybasidiaceae.
CUUCUCUUUUCCAAACUCAAGCGAACGAAAAGACCAACACAAUUCCGCAAAUCGAGCAGCUUGUUGAAGCAAUGACAUCAAUCACUUUGGAGAACAAGCAAAAUGGAAGAUUACAAAAGGCAUUUUCGCUUCUUUCAGACAUCGUUAAGGUUAAAGAAGGCGCAAUCCCAGAUUUCAGCCAUUCUGAUUCGACAAAGUCGCAUGCUGAACAUCAGAAUGCUAGAUGGAUUUAUCAGACAGCUCUGAUGCGAGGUGAUUGGCAGAUGAGAAAAGAAGAUUCAAAUAAUCGUAUUGCCAACAAUCCCGGACAGGAAAAAUCUCUUCACAAUGCUCCGCAUGUGAUUAUUAAAGAAAAUGGCAAGUUCCCGAAGGCCAAAAAGGCAACAACGAGAAAUGAGAAUCAAGAUGAGACCAUGGAAGAAGUUCCAUCUCAAGCACAGUCUCGAGAUUCAUCUCAAGUAUCGUUUCAAAUUCCACCUCAAGUAUCGUCUCGAAUUCCACCUCAAGUAUCUUCUCAAGAUUCAUACCAAGAUUCUUUACGGGCUUCAUCUCAAGUAUCGUUUCAUUCUCAAAUUCCGAAUCAAAUCCUAUCUCAAGUUUCACACCAAAAUGCAUCUCAAAUUCCAUGCCAAAAUGCAUUUCAGGUUCCAAAUCAAGAUUCUGUUCAAAGUUUCCCGCGAGAUGCAAACUACAGGGUACAGGCUUCUUCUUCGUCCUCAAGAAGAGUAAAUACUUUCGCAAUUGAGGAAAACUCUGAAACUUUCAAUCGUGCGUCCCAUUUCUGUACAUCGGGCAAUUCGUUCAUUGCGGAAGAAGAGAUUAUAGACACCGGCUCGAAUAGUGCUCCUUUGUAUCCGCAUGCUUCCCAGAGAAUGAUCCAAUUCGGUAGUAGCAGCCUGGAUGUAGAGGAUGAAGAGGUUGUUGCUGCAACUGCAGCGGCCGAAAUUCUUGCAAGUUUCAGAUUGACGGCCAGUCACGGUAACAAAAGGUGCGCAAAGACAAAAAGUUCAUCAAACAAGCAAAAUACUAAUUCAAACAAUACUGCAAAUUUACCUUCAAAUCAGGAUAAGAAUCUAAAAUCAAGCUUUUCAAAAGUGAAACAAAUCCCUGACGGAGCAACAAGUGUGAAUACCUCAAGUAAACCAACAACAAAUAAUACACAGAGAUGGAAAUCAAAUAACAAACAAAAAGAUGCAUCAAAAAAUCCACCAGUCGAGAUCAAUUCUUCCAAAUCUACUGAAACGCAUCAAACACGCAAGCAGUCCGACUCUCAAGAGACUGCAACAAAAGGAAAAUCCUGGCAAAAUGCCAUUGACGUGGAUAAUUUUGUGGCAAAAGGAUCUUGCUGGCAAAAAGCCAUCGAUGUGGAUGAAAUUAAUGAGAUUGAAUUGACUGAAGAAGUUCGUCAAAGUCCAAAAAACCGAAGUUUUGCGCUCAAGGGUAAAGAUGUGCGCGUCAAAAAGGAAGUAAAGCAAGAAAAAUAAGUUCGAUGCAUCGCACAAACGAUAUUAAUGAGGUUGAAAAGAUACGAUUGAGAGAGAAUUGAUGCGAUAGAU